Messenger RNA from Pichia kudriavzevii, 1281 nucleotides. RefSeq lists its product as uncharacterized. NCBI's taxonomy places the organism in Eukaryota, Fungi, Ascomycota, Pichiomycetes, Pichiales, Pichiaceae. The transcript has a single exon. Gene Ontology annotation, molecular function: 2-oxoglutarate-dependent dioxygenase activity. The record is from RefSeq and is a predicted model, not a curated record. Bases 1 to 1281 code for a protein of 426 amino acids. Gene Ontology annotation, cellular component: cytoplasm.
AUGACUACCAUCGAUACAUUUGGCAACAACCUUAGCAAAAAUUUUGAAAUUGUAAAUGACCUUCCUGUUGAGCAACAAUUGGAAACCAUUUUUAGAAACCGUAAUUCAAAAACUCCAACGGGACCGGAUCCAGUUGGCCUAGAGAUUUUACCAGAAUCGACCAAAAAAAGAUUGGAGGAUGAUAAUAUUGAAAUUUCUCAGGGCUAUCCUGAAAUUCCUCCCUCAGAAAAUAUUCCCAUUUAUGUUGAUGAGGUUUUGAAGAUAAGAAGUUUCGAAACACCCUAUGACGAUAGGGCAAAAAAUGCAGAUCCUGAGAAAAAGGCGCUCUUUGGUGCUGCAAAGGAAGUUAUUCACUUGACUAAAAACAUUGGCACGGAAAUUGUAGGUUUGCAACUUGUGGAUUUAACUGACGAACAAAAGAAUGAGUUAGCCCUGCUAGUAUCAGAAAGGGUUGUUGUUUUUUUUAGAAAUCAAAAAUUACCGCCUUCACAACAAAAGGCCCUUGGCAGUUAUUGGGGGAAAGUUGAAGUACAUCCACAAGCAACCCAUGUUAAUGGUAUUCCAGGUACAACAGUCUUAUGGAGUGACUAUAGUAAGAAAAAGGGAAACAAAGCCAACUUUGCAAAUAAUGGUUUACAGAACUGGGAUGUUUUGCGUUAUCAACAUCAAGGACCAUUUGCAUGGCAUACAGACUUGGUCCAUGAACUCCAACCAGCAGGCUAUACACAUUUACAUUUGGAUGCCAUUCCAUCUCUUGGAGGUGAUACCACAUGGGCUUCAGGAUAUGCAGCUUACGAUAAGUUGAGUGAUGAGUUCAAAAACUUUUUAGAUGGAAAGCAGGUUGAGCUCCAAUCCCUUCAUGGUUACAUUGACAGAAAUGACCCUUUAGGAGGUCCCAAACAGGUUUCCAGGGUUCACCCAUUGGUUAGAACCCACCCUGUGACUGGGUGGAAAUCUUUGUUCAUAAAUAGAGGCCAUAUAAAGAGAAUCAUCGGGGUAUCUCCAGUGGAAUCGGAUUUAAUUCUCAGCUACCUCUUUGAUAUCUUCGAGAAAAAUGCAGAUGUUCAAGUUAGGUUUAAUUGGCAACCUACUCAAGAGGGUUACGGAACUUCGGCUAUCUGGGACAAUAGAGUUUCGCAGCAUAAAAAUAUCUUUGACUAUGAAGGAGAUGAGCCUAGACACGGGACUAGAGUCACAACACUUGCAGAAGUCCCUUACUUCGACCCAAAUUCAAAGUCUCAAAGAGAAGCAUUAGGUAAACCAAUCUAUAAGUGGGAGUAA